Messenger RNA from Tachyglossus aculeatus (Australian echidna), 2538 nucleotides. It is a transcript of the gene AMH, whose product is annotated as anti-Mullerian hormone. Gene Ontology annotation, biological process: Mullerian duct regression; gonad development. The record is from RefSeq and is a predicted model, not a curated record. Lineage: Eukaryota; Metazoa; Chordata; Mammalia; Monotremata; Tachyglossidae. The coding region runs from base 94 to 2109 and encodes 671 amino acids. Gene Ontology annotation, molecular function: growth factor activity. The transcript is spliced from 5 exons.
CUCGCAAAAGGUUUGGGAAAGCAUCGCUGCCACCCUGGCCUCAUAUAAGGCGGAGGCGGCCGGGAACUCGGAUGCGCACACACCCCGCUCAAAAUGAAGGGCUGGUCGCUGGACCCUGCUGGACCCUGUCUGCCGCCGUCACCCCUGCUACUGCAGCUGCUGUUACUGCUGGUGCCCCCGCUGCAUGGGGCAGGGGCAGGGCAUCUUGAGGCGGGGGGACCCGGUCCUGCUGCAGAGCUGGCCCCAGCCCCAGGCAAGGGCCAAGCUGCAGAACAAGGGGCUGGAGGCCGAAGUGCCUCUGAGGGAGCCUGGCCAGAGCGACCUGCUGCGAUUGCUUCCCCCAAGGCAGGAGGAGGUGGCGGGCCUUCCUCCUCUUCCUCCUCCUCCUCCACUGUUGAAGAGACCCCGCAUGGGACCCGGCUUUCCGCGAUCUCACCUGAGCCUGGACCUCCCAUCUCAGGCCACGGGGCCGGACGGGGCGCCCACCCUUGGGCCAUGGGUGGCCUGAGAGGACCAGUGUGCCGGGUGAGGGUGGGAGGAGCCAACGGUGACCAUUUGGAGGUGGUGGGAUCUCUGAGCAGCUAUGAAAGUGGCUUUCUGGAGGAGGUGAGGCAGGCCCAAUGGGGCUCGCGAGCCCAGGCCACCUUUGGGAUCUGCCCCCCGGGAGAUACGGGGGUGGUUCUCUCCCUGCAGCAGCUGGGAGCCUGGCUGGUAGAGCCAGGUGGGCACCACCUCGUGGUCCUUCAUCUGGAGGAAGUGAUGUGGCGGCAGGAGCCGGAGCUGAGGUUCCAGGAGCCGCGUGGAGCAGGUGGCCCCGAUCUGCUGCUGGGCAGCCUGGACCUGGCGCUUCUGGUCUUCUACCCAGGCCAAGGGAGGGAGCAGGAGUUUACGGUGGCUGGUGAUGGGCUGCAGCACGAGCAGAACCUCUGUCUCUCACAGAACACCCGCUACCUAGUCCUUGGCAUGGAAGGAACUACCAGGGCCUGGCUGCCCCGCCUGCGGCUCUCCCUGGCCUUUUGGCCUCGUGGCGGUCACGGGUCCCUUUCCCCGCUGGAGCUCCAGACCCUGCUCUUUGGCCCCGACGACAAGUGCUUCACCCGGAUGACCCCCGUGUUGCUUCUGCUGCGGCAGCGGGGACGUCGAGGGGAGGCCCAGGCCCUGCCCGCCCGGGGGCAGCUGGAUGUGGCGCCUUACCCCGUCCCAAGGCCACCUACAGAGCUCCACGAGGCAGCUGCCACUCCCACGCCCUCUCCCGACUCCAACCACUUCCUGGAGGCCCUGACCCACCUGGUGCGGGGUGCCCUGGCCUUCCCAGCUCCCUUGCCUGGCCUGGCCCGCCUGCGGCUCGACUUGGACCCCUUAGCCCUGGAGGGGCUCCCGCAGCGGUUCUUCAACUUCUCGGAGCCGGCCAUGCUGGAGCAGCUGGUGGAGUCAGAGGAGCCCCUCCUCCUGCAUUUCCCUGCCGGCAGCCGGGCCCUGCUGGAGGGCCAGGCUGGGCAUUGGCGGCCCGAGGAGGGGCUGGCCCGACGCCUCGCAGCCAAGCUUCAGGGAGUGGCAGCCGAGCUGCUGGGGCUCCCUGCGCUGCAGCCCCAAGCCGAGCUCCUCCAGCGCCUGCUGGAUUUCUGCCAAGGGGUCAGCAACGGCACUGGAAGAGGUGGGGGCGGUGGGGACAACCGCACCAGCGCCCCGGACCCGCCCCCGCAACUGCACGCCCUGCUCCUGCUCAAGGCCCUGCAGAGUCUGCGGGCCGAGUGGCAGGAGCGGCGCAAGGUGUCACGGGCCCAGCGCAGUGCCGAGAGCGAGGGCCUAUGCCGGCUGCAGGAGCUGAGCGUGGACCUGCGCUCGGAGCACUCGGUGCUCAUCCCCGAAACCUACAUGGCCAACAACUGCCAGGGCCGGUGCAGCUGGCCCCAGUCCGACCGCAACCCCAACUACAACAACCACGUCGUGCUGCUGCUCAAGAUGCAGGCCCGGGGGGUGGUCCUGACCCGGGAGCCCUGCUGCGUGCCCACCAGCUACGCCGAGAAGACACUCAUAAGCCUCUCGGAUGGCGCCCUGAGCGCCCGCCUCAUGCCCAACAUGGUGGUUGUGGCCUGUGGCUGCCGCUGAGGCCACUCGCCUGAGGGCCCCCUCCUCUCUGGCUCCCCUGGCCGAGCAGCUGCUUGCACUUGUCCGCUUGCUCUCCGGUUCCCUGGCCCUGGUUGUUCCUCCUCUGGGGGUUCCCCCGGUUGGCUGUCUGGCUCAUGCUAGCAGCCUGCCCCUCCGCGGGGCCACCUGAGCAGGGGAAAGCGGGGAGGGCAGGGGCUUUCUUGGCUGUACUUGUAUGGAUGAAUGGGGCCUGACGCUGGGCUCGAUGGAGGAGGAGGUUGAAGCGCCCCGACUGGGCAAACACCCGGGAGCAAGUUCAGCUUUCGAGAGGCCGACUCCCUCCCCUUCACCAGCUCCAGGCCCAGCUUUGCUUCCGCUACUGGUAUUUACUCCUCUUGUAACAGAGUUGUUCUUCCUCAAUAAAGAACAGCCUCCGUGCAGUACCUUCAA